Molecule: messenger RNA, 1892 nt
Organism: Aedes albopictus (Asian tiger mosquito)
Lineage: Eukaryota; Metazoa; Arthropoda; Insecta; Diptera; Culicidae
Exons: 3
Coding region: 174-1760 (528 amino acids)
Biological process (GO): SCF-dependent proteasomal ubiquitin-dependent protein catabolic process
Cellular component (GO): SCF ubiquitin ligase complex
Molecular function (GO): protein binding
Source: RefSeq, a predicted model, not a curated record
GCAACAGCCUAAUAGCUAACACCCAACAAGAGAAUACAGUAUCUUCUAUAGGUUAGCGAUGCAAGCUUCGUACACAAUCCUUAAUUCUAUCGGUGAAGUUUUUGCAUGAAAUCACGUAGUGAAUAUCGUUGAUCAAGCUUUUCUGGACAAGUGGGCCAAACUAAAUUUCCACAAUGGCAGCGCACGACAGACCAUGGCAGGAAGGUCAACGUCUGCACAUCAACGACCUUCCAGAGGAAGUGAUCCAAGUUAUUACAAACUAUCUACCGCUAGGUGAUCGUAAGAACUUGUCAAUGGUCUCUCCGCCUUGGGAUCGACAUGCAUUCUCCCACGGAAAUAUGGACGAUAUCAAACUUCGGAUCAGAGGCCCCGGUAUUGAGCACCGAGAUUUGCAAAGUCUGUAUAAAACUGGCCGGCGCUUUCGUCAUCUGAGUUACUUCUCAGGAGAUCCAAGUGGUGAGAUCGACUUUGCCAUGCUAAUGAAGGUAUUCACGGUGCUGGGACCGUCGGUCCAGAGUAUUAUCCUGACGAAUAGGUGCACGUUGAGACAGUUAAAAGAAUUGGUCAUCAAAUUACCUAGAUUGCAGAUUCUGAGCGUAGGCGUAGUUCUAGCAGGGGAUGAACCGCUUUCCGAUUUUCCAGAUAUGCAAAACUUGAGGGAGCUUUAUAUGAGCAGCAAUACAUCGUUCGAGUCGUGUUUGAUGACGUCCAGAGCCGCUCCUCGUAUUCGAACGUUGUCUUUGAAUCUUAAUGCUAGAGUAGAUACAAUAGAGCACAGUCUCACAUUCAUCGGACACUACCAACAACAACUUGAAUCCUUACAUCUGGAUGCGCCUAGAGCGGGAAUGCUUCUCAAUCAACUUAGUCUUCGCCAGCUGCACACCCUGGAACUAAGUAACAUCUACUGUAACCGUGACGCGAGGGAGCUGUGUAUAUUGUUCCAAAAUUUACCUGUAUUGCGGGUGGCAUUGCUGCGUUUUACCGUAACGAAUCAAGUUCUGGAUGUUAUUUGCAACAAUUGUGCUGGUUUGUACAAACUCAGGUUCAUGGUCGAAGAAUUGGUCGGAAAUGCCUUCCGCUUACUGGUGAACCUGAAUCGCUUAAGGGAGUUGCUCAUAGAUGACCGCAUAAAAGGUUACAUGAUCCUAGACUGCCCCCCUCUGAACAACGUGGAGUAUUUGAGUCUCUCAACGAAUCCCAUACAGUCCGAUCGAGCAGGAGCGUCGAUGGAGCAGCUGAGCCACCUUUUCCCAAGACUGCGCACUCUACAAAUUAAUAUCUCCAGUAGAUUGGACAUGAACAACGAGUUCCUCUUCGGUGUCGGCUACUACUUCAGUCAGAUCACAUGCUUGUUCAUGGAGUCCGCGAGUAUGUGCAGCAACAUGACGGGGGACCUCAUCCUACCGCUUGCUUUCAAGCAUCUGAAGCAGCUGACCAACUUGCAAGAACUUACCCUCAGCUGUAUGCCCUUGAUGGCUGAAUGCGGCAAAGCAUCGAAAGCAAACUGCCUGUUUAUCAACUUCCAGCAGUUGUGUAACGGAGACUUUGAAGAACCACCACUCACGAAUUUAAGGCGCCUUAAGCUCAAAAACUGCAACUGGGUGACGGGACACCUUUUCCAAUAUGUAUCAGCCUUGUGCCCGGCGUUGCAAUAUCUGGAAGUUAGAAGAUGUCGGAUGAUCAGGCUCGAAGAUAUUAAUAUGUGGCGCACUGCUUUGCCUAAUUGCGUAUUCCACUAUAUCCACACUAAUCUACACUAGAGUACUGCAAUAAACAUGAUACAUGUGUGUUACACGGAAAUUCAAACUUAAACGAUAAUAAAAUAUUUCAUGUAUACUGCCCCCUUUCACAUUACAGUCACAUAUGAGUAGGAAACUAAAAAUAAAAGUAAG